AUGGCACCUACGAUGCGACGGUUUGGCAUCGCGGCCGCCGCAGCAUUGUAUCUGGCUACCGUCUGCUAUGCCGCUCCGCAGGAUGCUACCAAGCAUGCUAUCGCCGAUGGACUCUCGCUCGAGGAGAUUGACGAGCAGCUUCAGACAUGUAGCAUUGUGCAGGAUCUCAACGACAGCAAGAGCGCACACUUCGCGGCGGAGCCGACAUCCCUGGCCACGCGCGUCUUCGCAGCGCUCUUCCCCGGAUCCCCGGCCGUCAACGCCCUCCUGGCGACGCUGUACAUCUCGGGCCCGCCCAACUUCCUCCUGGCCCUGUGCCCGACGGACAUCGACCCCUCGUCCCUGAGCGUCAUGGUGGCCUUUGCCGUGGGGGGCCUGCUGGGCGACACGCUGUUCCACCUCCUCCCCGAGAUAUUCCUGGGGGAGGACGAGCCGGACCGCGUGCGUCUGGUUCUGGUCGAGCCGAACAGGAACCUCGUCCUCGGCCUCGGCAUACUGGUCGGGUUCAUGACGUUUGUAGCCAUGGACAAGGGGCUGCGCAUCGCCACCGGCGGGGGCGGUCACGAUCACGCCCACGGACAUGGUCAUUCCCACGACGACGACGACGGAGCUGCCGCCGCUCAUCCCGAGGGAACCUCUACGGCCGUGGACAAGGAGGAGUCGGCCAAGCCGCGCAGGAAGAAGGGGACCGCCGCCGACGAGGGCAAGGAGGAGGAGGAGGAGGAGGAGAAGACGGUGGCGGGGCCGAACACGAGCGUCAAGCUGGGAGGCUACCUCAACCUCAUCGCCGACUUCACGCACAACAUCACCGACGGCCUGGCCAUGUCGGCCAGCUUCUACGCCUCGCCCACCAUCGGAGCCACCACCACCGUUGCCGUCUUCUUCCACGAGAUCCCACACGAGGUAGGCGACUUCGCUCUGCUGGUGCAGUCGGGCUUCUCGAAGCGCGCGGCCAUGGGGUCGCAGUUCGUCACGGCCGUCGGUGCCCUGCUCGGCACGCUGAUCGGCAUCGCCGUGCAGGAGUUUGGCGGUGCUGGUGCCGUCGACGGGGGUGACGGCGUCGGCAUGUCGAGGAAUGCCGGUCUGUGGGGGACGAGCCUGACCUGGGGAGAUAUGCUUCUACCUUUCACGGCCGGAACGUUCCUCUACGUCGGCACCGUGGCCGUCAUCCCGGAGCUGCUCGAGACGGGAAGAGACAAGGCUGUUGAGCUGCGCAAGACACUGGUGCAGUUCUCUGCCGUGGCUCUAGGUGCUGGUAUCAUGCUCUACAUUUCGUGGCAUUAG
Molecule: messenger RNA, 1284 nt
Organism: Geosmithia morbida
Lineage: Eukaryota; Fungi; Ascomycota; Sordariomycetes; Hypocreales; Bionectriaceae
Product: solute carrier family 39 (zinc transporter), member 7
Exons: 3
Coding region: 1-1284 (427 amino acids)
Biological process (GO): intracellular zinc ion homeostasis; zinc ion transmembrane transport
Cellular component (GO): membrane
Molecular function (GO): zinc ion transmembrane transporter activity
Source: RefSeq, a predicted model, not a curated record